Chlamydomonas reinhardtii is the source of this 3236-nucleotide messenger RNA. RefSeq lists its product as uncharacterized. The coding region runs from base 168 to 2153 and encodes 661 amino acids. The record is from RefSeq and is a predicted model, not a curated record. Lineage: Eukaryota; Viridiplantae; Chlorophyta; Chlorophyceae; Chlamydomonadales; Chlamydomonadaceae. The transcript is spliced from 13 exons.
GUUUAAUGGCUGAAAGUAUAAGGCGUUGGCCGAGCCACAGAAGUCGUGACGAAGCGACAUACUGAGAUGCGUAUACGGGUAAAGCGGGCAGUAUAUAUUUUCAGUAGCGAAACACGCUUCGCUCAAGGCUUAGCUCUCCUGAGCUUCAGAUGCAAUACAAUCCUGGGAUGGCGACUGCCAGGGCGACAGCGGCUUUUACAGCGCCGCUCUUCGCGCUGCUGGCGCUGCUGGCUUGGCGCGGAGCUGAGGCAUAUCCGCGCUUCUGGUAUGAUCGAAACUAUCUGGUCGAUUUCGGCUAUGGACCGGAUAACGGCCUGGAUUGGUCGGUGUUCCCGGCCUUGACAUGCUCCAACUACCCCGACAAGGCCUACACCGGUUUCUUCCCCGCCCACGGCACGCCCACCCCAGACAGCUCCAUCGGGAUGACGUUUGCGCUGUCCGGUGGCGCGGCCGUCACCACCCUGUGCCCCGGCGCCACACAUACCAUGCAGCUGACGUUCCCCAUCCGGCGCCUGGCGCUGGUGACUACCGACCCGCCCAAUGUGGCCGCAUUCACCUCGCCCGCGCCGCCCACCCCCGACUGCCCCGGACGCCUGGACCUGGGUAACUCUGCCAACUCUGACGCCGCCACCUCCUUCACCACCUCCUUCACCGUGCCCUGCACCGCCAAGGGCACCUCUGUGGCUUUCCAUGUUGUCAGCGCCGGCACCUCCGGCUCCACGCGCCGCUGGGCCACCGCCCAGGCCACCAUGCCGGUGUCGGCCGAUGGCUCUGGCGUGUGCGCAGCCGUGUCAGCCGCCUGCGCGCCCGCCGUCGCCUCGCAGUCACCCCCAAGCCCCCUGCCGCCGUCGCCGCCGCCCAGCCCCCGGCCACCGUCGCCGUCGCCUCCAAGCCCCCUGCCGCCGUCGCCGCCGCCACCCAGCCCCCGGCCACCGUCGCCCUCACCAUCGCCUUCGCCGUCGCCCUCGCCUUCGCCGUCGCCGUCGCCUUCGCCGUCGCCGUCGCCGUCGCCGUCGCCGUCGCCGUCGCCCUCACCAUCGCCUUCACCUUCGCCCUCACCUUCGCCUUCGCCGUCCCCGUCGCCGUCGCCCUCACCAUCGCCUUCGCCUUCGCCGUCGCCGUCGCCGUCGCCGUCGCCUGCCCCCACGAGUUCAAAUGCGACCACGACCACCGGCGGCCCCGCCAGUGCGCCCUCGCCCUCGCCCGCCGGCGCUCCCCGCUGCACGCCCAGCCCCCUGGGUUACACCUGCAUGGCCGCAGCGGGCGGCGUGACCCUGCACUGGACCGUCAACACGCCCUCCGCCCCGCCCAACGCCUGCACCGGCACCGACAGCGCCGGCAAAACAGUGCUGGCGGCCGGCGACGUGGCCACUGACGGCACCCUCCACAUGGCCGUGCAGGCCGCAACCAGCGGCUACGUCGCCAUUGGCUUCGCUGCCAAAGCCGGCACCAUGGGUCCCUCCGACAUUGUUCUGGGCUGGGCGGGCUCGUCCGGCUCCUCCAUCCGAGCCUUCUAUGUCACGGGGCACGUGAUGGUCGACAGCAACGCCCUCAGCGGCACCCACGACUGGGCCUACGACAAGGGCGUCGUGGAGUCGAGUGGCGUGACCACCAUCUGCUUCAGCCGCCGCCUGCACGAGCCACGCGCCCUGGCCUCGCCCGACCUGCGCGCAGCGGGCGGACUCACAUCCGCGGGGACUAGCGUCCUCGGCCGCCGCCGCCUGGCACAAGCUCCGCUCCAGAUGGGCUUCAACUGGGCCACAUUCCCCCAGGACCGCCUGGCUCAGCACCCCUCCCGCGCCAUGGGCGGAUUCCAUUUGAACAUUGCGGCCGCCGCCCCUGGAGCCGUCGGGACGGGCGGCGCCGGUGGGGCUGGCGGUCCGGUCCCCGUGUCCGCAACGCCUGCGCCCUCGUCUGGGGAGUCUGAGAACGAGCACGAGGACGAGAAUGAGGACGAGCAUGAGCACUCUGAGGGUCACGUAGUGUCUCCAAAACCCUCGCCCUCCUCCAAGCCAUCGCCGUCGCCGAAACCCAAGCCCUCCCCCAAGCCUUCCCCUGCUCCCAAGACCUCGCCGGGUCCCAAGCCGCCCACCUCUGGCACCCGGCGCCCUGGCAGCCGUCGCCCGGGCAGCCGUCGCCCGGGCCACCGCUAAAUUUCCCACAAACCGCAGCAGAGCUUAUCACGACGUCUUGCAAUAGCUAUGAAGUUGUUUUAUGUCCAUGUCUUGAGUCGAGUGGACUGUGAUAUCGGGUUGCCUCGGCAGCUGCAGACACACGAGAAGUUUGGUGCGGGUGUGCGGGUGUGGGAGCGGGAUGUCGGUGUGCAAAUACACAUAUGUACACACACACAUACAUACAUGGCCAUGGCGGCGGCGGGGCAGUACGUACGGCACGUUGGGACCAUGCGUGGCGGAGGUUUGCCUAUGUCGGGUGUUUACGAGUGAGUGAUCAUCUAUCAGCAGGCAGUGGUGCGCAAUUUUGAGCGGUUGGAUGGGACAUCACGUGGGGGCAUACCGGUACUUCAUCAUUCAUAAGCAAAGAGCACCAUGCAUCAGUGGGCGCAGUGCAUUACUCAGCCGGCAUGACGGCAAUUACGCAUUGCGCAUUACGCAGCCAAUAAUCACCCUUUUGAUCGGCUGCCAACCAGUGUGCGCUGUGCCGGGCCGUGUAUGUACGGUAUGUGCCGUGCAUUGCAUGGUGUAUGAGGGGGCGUCCACGUACGUCCUCCCAGCUGGCGCAUUGGUGCCCGCCGCACGUGGCGCAGCCGCAUGCCAUCGCAAAGAUGCGCUGGAUGGGGCCAUGCAUGCAUGCAUACGCGCCAUCCACGAAUGAAUAAGCACGACGUGCAUCGGGUGCAGGUUGGUGCAUGAGCUUUACGGACAAGCCGGUGAUGGGUGGCGGAUGCUCGAUGUGGACUAUUACUGCAUCUCUCGCUUCUUGAAGGUGCUACAAGUGGCUAGUGUAUGUCGUAUUGGAGCCAAUUCAUGCGACAUGACAAAGGUAUACCACGGUGAGCUCAGGGAGCGUGUUGUUCAAGGUACAGGUGUUGGCGUGGCGUUGGCGCGGCGCGGCGCGGCGCGGUGUGGCGUGGGCACGUGGAUGGGCGGCUGGGCGCGUGGCUACAGCGGCCCCGUGGCCGAUUGACCCUUUGCACCGUGGCGCCUUGCGCGGCGCCAGACCCGUUCCAUCCCGGGUUGCGUGCCUAUCCCAAGUCUUGAUUGUAACUUGAUCCCUGA